Musa acuminata AAA Group (dessert banana) is the source of this 3243-nucleotide messenger RNA. RefSeq names its product oligopeptide transporter 5-like. The record is from RefSeq and is a predicted model, not a curated record. Bases 1485 to 2642 code for a protein of 385 amino acids. The transcript has 5 exons. Gene Ontology annotation, biological process: transmembrane transport. NCBI's taxonomy places the organism in Eukaryota, Viridiplantae, Streptophyta, Magnoliopsida, Zingiberales, Musaceae. Gene Ontology annotation, cellular component: plasma membrane. Gene Ontology annotation, molecular function: oligopeptide transmembrane transporter activity.
CAUUUCCAUUAUGGACACAGGAAGUAAGCAUAGGGACCGCGCAGCCAUAGUCGCCAUUUCCAUUUGGAAGUUCAACCCCUCUACCUGUGCAUCUUUUACAGCCAUGUAUAUGCACACUGCACUCUUUGUCUCUCUCAGUCUGGUCUUUUUCUGUUCUCUCUCUGUUACUGAUGAGCUGCUGCUAUAUAUAAAAAGAGGGACGGAGAGAGUAACCGCACCUCCACACCUCGUCCCAACUACUGACUGAACCCCAUGCCUUCUCCUUCCCAAUCUCUUUUCUCUCAACCGACCAGGGAAAGGAAAGUAGUAUAAAGAGCCCCCCACCAUUGCUGCCCUUCACUUCAUUCCAACUAUUCUUUUUCUGAAUAAGAGAGAAGUUCCACUGGCGUCACUUACUUCCCCUAUCUGCAGCGGCAUGUUUCUGUUUGUUCUUCUUUGCUUGCUACCGUGUCCGCCACUCCCCUUCCUUCCUCAUGCUGGUUUGAUACGUGAUUCUCCCUCCGCUUCGAUCACCCGCCGACAAAGGAGGGGCGCUCUGCCUCCUCGGGCAAGGGCCCGGUACUGCCAUUGUUGUCCUUCGACUUGGCACCGCCGGGGAAGCUCGAGUACAGGCCUUCCAGACGGAAAGCAUUCGGGUCGUACCAGGCCCUGGGCGGGCACAAGGCUAGCCAUCGGAAGCCUAGCAGCGGCGUCGAUGAAGCCUCGCCUCGGGCUCUUCCACGACUAGCGCAAGCGCCUCCGGUGGCGACAGGGUGCACCGGUGCUCGGGGUGCCUGAAGACGUUUCCCUUGGGGCAAGCGUUGGGGGGCACAAUAGGUGCCGCAACGACGGGAGCGUCGGCAACGGCACUGCCGCGGCGGCGAUGACGUCGUCGGAGGGGGCGAGCUCGAGGCACAGGGAAACGUGUGUGUAAAUAAAUAAAAAAAUAAUUGUUAGAAGAGAACAAAAAAAAAAAGACCUCAUUGCUCUCCCCAUCGCCUCACACCUUUCUGAGGAAUGAAAUAUUAGCUUGCAUGAACCAAUAUCUUAUCCCAAUCGCCUCACACCUCGUUUCCUCUCCUUUUCUUCCUCGUCAGCCAUUCCGGUGUUGACGUUGCCAUCAAUAACCAGGUGAGAAAAAGAGAAAAAAUAUUUUGAAAGCAAUAAUGUACCAACGCCAAUCCACUUAAUAUAGAAUAUUCCCACUAUCCAGUUCACGAUUUUUUACAUUUUUUUUUUGGGAUCACUGACAUAUUUAAUUCCCUUAACUAUCACAGCCACACCGACACCUUUAAAACUAAUCAUAGUAUAUUUGGCAACGGAAUCACAACUCUUUCUAUUAAUGGUUGGACAAUUAAUCCUUUCCACUAUAUUUAGAGAUGCUUUCAUCCUUUAAAUCUGCUCAAUAUACAGCUUAUUCUCUAAUAGGAGUCCUACCAAAUGGCCGAUGAAAAAGGUGAUAUGCCCUGACAUCUUUCGUUUUGACUUCUUACUGUCAUCCUUACAUGAUUCUUUUUCAAUUUCUUCCUCCCUCUCCUCUUCUUUCAGGUUCGAUUCUGGAUGACUCUCCGAUCGAGCAAGUUCGGUUGACAGUCCCACCAACAGAUGAUAACACAUUGCAAGUCUUGACAUUCCGAACAUGGCUUAUCGGAAUCCCCAUUUGCAUCUUCGGGUCCGUAAGUGCAGCAUUAUCCUUUUACCGACAGCAAAUGUUCAAUUUUUCACAUGUCUGCAUCAACAUGAUGGUGUUCAUUGCUGGGAAACUAAUGGCUAACAUGCUACCGAACAAAGUGAUAAGAAUGCCAUACACAAACUGGAGUUUCUCGUUGAAUCCAGGACCCUUCAACUUGAAAGAACAUGUGGCGACCACCAUGUUGGCCGGCAGGGUAAGUGCUUCUGCCGGCUUUGAAAUAUUAACUAUAUCCAAGAUCUUCUACCACAAGGAUAUCCCGUUACUGCCGGCCAUACUGCUGGUACUAUCGAUUCAGUUUCUCGGAUAUGGGUUUGCUGGCAUAUUCAUGAAGUUGCUAGUGCACUCGCCCUAUAUGUGGUGGCCUUCGACUCUAGUAGACGUCGCCUUCUACAGGGCAUUACACGAGCCGAAAAAAAGAGCCAAGGGAAAAUUGUCACGAUAUCAGUUCUUCAUUAUAGUCAUCGUUGUAAUUUUUACGUAUAGUAUUGUUCCUGUUUACCUUUUUCCUUCUAUCACGGCUCUAUCGUUCGUUUGUUGGAUAUGGAAAGACUCGAUAACUGCGCAGCAAAUAGGUUCUGGAUUCAAUGGAUUAGGCAUAGGCUCUUUUGCGUUGGAUUGGAUGACCAUGACAUCCUACAUGGACAGUCCUCUGGCAGUUCCUGCAUUUGUGGUGGUCAACAUGAUGGCCGGAUUCAUUCUUAUUAUUUAUGUUCUAGUACCAUUAUCUUAUUGGAAUAAUGCUUACGAUGCCAAAUGCUUUCCUAUUUUUUCAUCAAGUAUUUUUGACAUCGAUGGGCAAUUUUACAAUGUGUCCCGGGUUUUAGAUGAGAAGUCACUCACAUUCAACGAAGAAGCAUAUAACAAUUAUUCGAAAUUAUACUUCAGUGCCUCCCUUAUGUAUAGUUAUGGUUUUACCAUGGCUUGUUUUACGUCAAGCAUCUCUCAUGUUGCUCUUUUCUAUGGGAGGUAGGAACUGUAACUUUUUUUUUCUUGUAAAUAAAUAUUCAUUGUAAUGUUUGUUUUUGGUACAAUUAGUGUGCUAUUGUUUUUAUAGUUGAAAUAAUUACCUUACUACUGAUUUAGUUACGUGUUAUAAUCUUGUUGGCUGAUAGUUCUCUUCUGGUGUUAAGCAGAUCGAUAUGGCUACAAUUUCUCGAUUCAUAUCGGCAUCAAAUGCAAGAUGUUCACACGAGGUUGAUGAAACAAAAUUAUGAGUCUAUUCCCCGGUGGUGGUUCUACUCUCUACUCUUCUCCAUGAUGGGUUUUGCCAUCUUGGUAUGUGAAAUAUUUAGCGAUCAACUUCAACUUCGCUAUUGGGAAGUUCUAUUAGCUUGUGCCUUGGUGUUCAUAUUUUUGCUUCCAGAAGGUGUCAUGAUGGCUACUACUAGUUCGGAAUUUUCAAUAAAACUUUUAUUAGAGAUCAUAAUUGGGUACUUGCAGUCGGGUAAACCUAUUGCAAAUAUUGCAUUCACAACAUACGGCUCUACUGCAAUUAAUACGGCAAAAUAUUUUACUAUGGAUAUGAAGAGAGCAUAUUACAUGAAGAUUCCUCCAAAAGUAAUGUUCUUGAU